This is a messenger RNA of Styela clava, 5561 nucleotides long. RefSeq names its product E3 ubiquitin-protein ligase RNF123-like. Gene Ontology annotation, molecular function: protein binding; ubiquitin-protein transferase activity. Gene Ontology annotation, cellular component: cytoplasm. The record is from RefSeq and is a predicted model, not a curated record. NCBI's taxonomy places the organism in Eukaryota, Metazoa, Chordata, Ascidiacea, Stolidobranchia, Styelidae.
AUUUACAUGUGAACAGAUGGGUUAAUAUAUUAUUCAGCCUGCUUUUCAUUUUGGUUUAUAACCACAAUCUUUAUUCCAUCUGAGUCUUGACUGCUGAAGGGUAGAAUAAUGGCGACUUGCAGUUCUUUUUCUGGGACAUCAUUUGGGAAGCUCAGGGAAGCAAAAAUGUGUCCACCCGACAAGUUAAAUGCUAUUCUAACCAAAGUUUUUCCGAAGAAGUUCAACACCAAGCCAUCUGGAUUAAAAAGUAAUGAUAUGUUGGGAUUUCACAACCUGGAAAAGCACAUCACAAGUACCUUGCUAAACGCAGAGGAAGCUAAACCAGAGAUGAUAUCUUCUUCAGAAAGUAAAGCUGGAUCAAGUUCUGGUAGCGCUGGUACGAAGACUAGGAGUUAUUUGAAAGGUAUUUUUGGUGAAAAGAAAGUGGAUCCAAAAGAUUCUGAAAAAGAUAAAGGACCUGACUUUGAAAUUGAACACAGAGAUGGGAGAUUAGGACCUCGUCACGUUACUUUUCAAAAUCAUCCCCUGGAAACUGCACCUGGAGAUUCAUUCAGCGUCAUUGGAAAUAUGAAUUUUCAAUCUGUCAAGGCAACUUGCUGUGUAUUCAAAGGCAAAUGGAUGUAUGAAGCAGUCCUGGGUACAUCAGGUUUAAUGCAGAUAGGUUGGUGUACAGCUACAUGUAAAUUUACUCGUGAGGAAGGUGUGGGCGACACAAUUGAUUCAUAUGCAUUUGAUGGAUACAGAGAAACCAAGUGGAAUAGUCGUGACAGUGCAAAAUAUGGGGAAACAUGGUCUGCUAACGAUGUUGUGACAUGCUUGUUAGAUUUGGACAAUAGAACCGCUUCAUUUUGUUUAAACGGAAAAAAUUUAGGUGUGGCUUUCAGAGACAUACCCAUCGGACCUGGGAUUGCGUAUUUUCCUGCAUUCAGUGUCGCAUACAAAGAAGUUCUUCAAAUUAAUUUUGGGGCUCAUGUUAUGAAACAUCACACACCCGGAUAUCUUCCUAUCCAAAGUCCACCAGAUUCUCUUGGGAAUGCGUCUACUCUUGUUAGAAGCUUAUCGACAUUAAUUAAUGUAAAGACUGAAAAAAGCGUUCUAUCAAGUGCCCUGGAUCCAGUCACAGAAUGUAUAAUAGGAGCUCAUAUCUUCAAAAGACUUUCUCCUAUAUUGCAAGAAAGCUAUAAUGUUGAAAUGUCAAUGAUUCCGUUUUUGUAUGAACUGUCGAGCAGUCCUGGCCUAUUAACACAAAUUUUAGAUUGGAUUUGGAACUUCAUGGAGGAAAAUUCUGCGAAACAAUGUGUUGAUUAUCUUCUUGCAUCUGUGAUUAGACAUUUCAAAACUGCUCACAUUCGUCCAGAUUUCUUGCUUCAGAAAAAAUAUCUCAACUUUUUAUUUGGAAUGGCAAAACAUACAAGGACAAAAACUCAUCUGCUGGAGUAUUCAUUUUCUGAAAGAUCAGAUGAAAUACCAUAUUUAUUCCACAUCAAACAACCUCCAUCUAGUUCAAAUGCAAUGGAUAAUUUGACAAAUAGAACUUUGAAAGAAAGAAUCACAGCUGUUGAAGAUAUUCAGCGAGACAUUUUGAAAGCAUUUUUAGAAGUUGAAGAUAAAGAUAAUUACAACUGCUGCAAAUUGUUUGCUGAGAAAUUCCGCAAGAUGGCUCAAAGUUUUGUAUCAACCACAAGGGAGCAAAGUGCUUUAUGCCCAGCAAUCGUCAUUCAUUCAUUUAUUCAAAGAUUAAUCGAUGUUGUUCGACAACAAUGGGAUAAUUCAACUGUGACAAGAGCAAAUUAUAUACCUGCUAGUGAGGGAUAUCUACCAUCGGAGUUAUUUUAUACUGGAAUGGUGAACUACUCUGAUACACAACGAGCUGGAGGACUUGCAUCACACCUUGUUCAAGAACAUAGAGAAUUGCUGGAAAAAGAAGGCGUAAGUGUGACAAUGGGAAGUAGAAGUGCACAUUCUGAUUCGUGGAGAGAAGAUCACAGAGCUUUUCUACAAUUACUUGAUAGUAGUCCUGGCACAUCUUUGUCAACUUUUGACGACUCAGAAAUGGAAUCUUAUAAUCCAGUAAUGAGAUUGGCUCGUGCACUUUUACAACAAAGUUCAAAACUUGGUUCAUCUUCUGGUAGUCCUUCUGUGUCAAGAAAGAAAGGUGUCGGUGAUGAAGAUCAAUGGUUACCAACUUGCCAGUAUCUACUUGAAAUCACAGAUGGAUGUGUGAUGCUUUAUGCUCAGUCAAUACAUCAGCAAAUGGAUAAGAUUGUUUCAACAAGAACAAAAUACGCUGAUUUUAACAAAAGUUUAAAAGAAACUGAUGUUAAACUGAAGAAAUGUAACGACCCGCAGUUUGAAGAAAUCAAGAAAAGUUUGGAGCAAUCUAAGGUUCUACUUCAAAAACAUGUCACUGAAAUUCAGAGAAGUAUGGAUUGGUUGAAAGCCACAACUUAUGCACCAGAAUCUCAGCAUAAUCUAUGGUGGUUACAUCAAGUAUGUUUGAAAACUGUGGAAAAAAUGACAACUAAAGGAGCACUUUUCUCAUUUAUACCUGAAUUCUAUAUCACAGGAGCUACAAGAUUAUUCAAGUGCUUGAGAGAAUAUUUUCAUCCAACACAAUCAAUCGAUUUAUUGCCGAAUCACAAACAAGUUCUAGUUAAAUUUGCUUUAUUUUUGAGCCAUCAUCACUGUGAUACAAGGAUAAUACACACUGAUAUCAAGACUUUGUUAGCUAACACGCUUGCAUCUUUCGUAACUCAUCCUUUACAAGUGAAAGCCAUAGAAAUGAUGCCUGUAAAUGAGAAGAAAAGUCUUCUACGAAGUAUGUUAACAGCAUAUGAUGAAGAUAAACCAUGGAUUAGCAUGGGUCACAGGAUAUUAGCUGCAAUGUGGAGAGGAAUGGGUUUUGCAUUGAGGUAUGAUCAUCCACCAUAUUUAGCAAAAGUCAAAAGGUUGCUCAACAGAGAUAAAGAUCCAUAUGCUUCUGCAUCAUUGCUGAAUGAACUACGUGAUGUAAUGUUGGAUGAUAAAAAAUUGUCAUCCGAUUUUGUGCACAGCAUUAUUAAUCAUCUCAACUGGUGUUUUUCUGAAUUUAUCGGACAAAUGCAAGAAGUUCAUGUCCAAGGAUCAAAAGCAUCCCCAGCUUCUGGUGGAUUAUUGUCUGCUCUCGAUGCUCAGUCUUUACGGCAAGUACGAAUCGUUGACAUGUUGUUUGAGAUAUCCGUUUCAUUGCUUCGUGUUCUGGAACUAACAGUUACACUCGCACCAGAAGUCUACUUAGACUGGGAGGAAUGGGAUAAAGCAGAAGUUCUAUUGAAUAGCUUGAUUCGGGUUGUCAAUCAAAUAUUGAACAGAGUCACUAAGAAGCAAAAUAUAUUUGAUCGAGUUGUAGCAAGCAAGCAUCCAGGUUUAAGAAGCGUAGUUCACUAUCCUUUACUAAUUGCACUUACCGGCGUUCUCGUCAGUAUUCUGAAAGAAAGAGAAGAUCCAGAAUGGACGAAACGAGCAUCAUCGGCUCUACUGAAAGAUCCAGGAUUCAGUAAAGAUUCGAUAGAUAUUCUUAUGAAAGAUGAUCCAUUCGCUCUCUCAUGGUCACGUGCUAGAUCGGCGGACGAACCUUCGACGUCAUCAGCACCCGAUGUUGUAUCGGUCCCUCGCAAAAUGACAACAGAAGGAUUUUCAUUACGGCAUCGUGAAGAAGUUUCCGAACAAGAAUAUGGAAAUGUUGUAACCAUGGUGGAAAGAAUUCACAAGUGGAUUGAAUCUGCAGAACAUGACGAGCCCAUGGACGAGGAAAGUCUUUGCACUAUUUGUUAUGCUAAUGAGAUUUCAGUUUCUUUCAAUCCCUGUGGUCAUACUUCAUGCAAGUCCUGCAUCAGCCACCAACUAAUGAACGCCAAGGAAUGUUUCUACUGCAAAGCAAUAGUUGAAAGUUUCAAGCCAAUUGAAAAUAAAUAAAUGUAGUUUGAUUUUAAAAUAUAGAACUUGCGCCUUACUACAACGCCUUAUGACGAGGAAUAUUGAACCAAAUUAGUACUAUUUACGACUGCUUUAUACUCGGAUAACACUGGCUCCAUUUAAAACAUAGAAAACUAGUAAAAAAAACAUGUAUUUUCUUUUUUCUUAUCCAAAUCACGAUAAUGAAAUUUCUGGUUCUGGUAUUUAUGACCCAUGAUGUAAUUGUGGUUGUCUCCCACCGUGGUAUUAGUGUCGACAAAUUCUGAUUCUUAAUACGGAAUUGUGAAAUUGGGCUCAAAAAAAAUGUUAGGCAAUUAUAUAAUAGAUACAAGUUGGUUACAAAUGAGCUUAUUCCAAUACCACAAAUCCGUUUUGCUUAAAAAUAGCAUAAACUCGAUUUUCUCUAGUGAUAUAUUUUUAAUAAAUAUUAAUUUUCAAUCUUUUUGUGUAAUUUCAAUUGGGCCUAUUUAUUUUAUAUUUCAAUGGGUGUGAAGGGAAAUUUUUAGUUCAUUAGAAUUUUGGCGGCUUUUACGUCAGCAUGUUAAGUAUCGGUGUGAUCAUUUCAAAAACUUUGCUCUGGAUAUCAUUUACAUUAUUUACAUUUUUAUAUUUCAUACCUUUGGGGGGGGAUAAGACUCUGUCCCCUUAUCCAGCGUGCAAAAAUUUGAUGGGGGAUACAACUUGUAUUAUAGCUCACUCCUGUGUUACUCUAGUCGCGUUAGGUCCUAGUUAUGAGGGCAUUGAAGUGAUGUUUUGUCGACUCCAAAAAAUGGCACCUUGUAGCCCUUGAAAGGCACAGGAUAAUGGAAAAUGCUCUUAAUCUAUCUGUAGCUAAUUAAACGGAACCUAUUUUCUAAUUGAACUUUAUUGUUUGCCUAUUAUGCUAGGCUAUGUUCUUAUGUCGAUUUGAUUUUUUUUUGUAAAUUUCGCACUUUGUAAAAUGCAUUUAAUUUGCAGGCAAAUUUCAAUCUUCAAUUCAUGUUAUUUUGUAUUUUAACAUGGUUACACCUCUCCAAUCUCAUGUUCUUUUGAUGAUCUAAGCCAGUGGUUCCCAACCUUUUUUUCAAGCAACCCAAAUUUAAAAAAAAAAAAAAUUGUAAACUCUUGCCACCCGAGGAUAUACUCUCAUACUAAACGACGCGUAGUACUUUUAUAGUGCUUCAUGGUGGGACCGCGGGGGUUUAUUUGAACGAAAUAGAUGCUGCCAAUAUUUUACAACGUGAUACUUCUCGCAUUUACAAUUACUACUGAGCUACUCCACAAUACUAAGUAUAAAAUAAACAAAACAAUUUCCUAAAAAAACAAAAGUUUCCAAGCUUGCGGAAAAAAUAAGGGACCCAAGAUGAAGCUUUGAAUGAGAGCCGUAGUCACAAUUUAGGCCAACUGCUAGAGUUCGCAUAAAAUGCUUAUACUAGUAAUUUUUUCACAAGUUUUACACGUAACCAUUUGUUAUGAUAUAAUAUCGUAUUCUGUGAUUUGCAAUCUUUAUUUUGUUCAUCACAAAAUAUGCAAUAAUUUUGUUAAAAAGGUAUGUUUUACUCAUGAAUAUUAUUAGCCCGAAUCUUCUGUACAAAGCAUUAUUAAUAAAUUUUCCGGAUAUCAUUGUA